This is a messenger RNA of Exophiala xenobiotica, 630 nucleotides long. RefSeq lists its product as uncharacterized. Lineage: Eukaryota; Fungi; Ascomycota; Eurotiomycetes; Chaetothyriales; Herpotrichiellaceae. The transcript is spliced from 4 exons. The record is from RefSeq and is a predicted model, not a curated record. Bases 1 to 630 code for a protein of 209 amino acids.
AUGCCGAAACCCAUCGAUAACGCCGGAGAGGACGAGCCACCCGCCCUUCCCUUCCGAACCGGUGGCCCGCUUCGCCGGAACCAAGAAUACCUGAUCUUCUACUUCCUGACCAUAUCGUCGGUGGGCCUAGAAAUCGCGUCUGCAUGUUUGGGAUCGCUCUACGGAGCGCAGAGUCAUUAUUUCAUCGCUACCGUCUCACCAUUCCUCGCUACUCACUGGAUGGCUUUUCUCCAGACCUGCUGGUUAAUGGCGACUGCGUCGCGAACCACGAUUCCCGACCGUAUAGCCUACCUCAACCUCGCCUGCCGAUUUCAAAGACUUUGCGCGCCAACGGCCCUCAUCGGCAUGGUCACCUGGGCAGUUGGAUAUCGCUUUCGCCACAAAGCAUCCAGUCAAGCGUACUGGAUUAUCUGGCUGGUCGUGUGGAUUUCGGAAACCGUGAUGUGCAUCAUGAAUGUCUACAACAACAUUAAUUGGGAAAGCGACUUGCUAUAUCAAAUCGCGCCAGAAUACCCCCAAGGAAAUUACUGGCUAGGCGUAUUCGGAAUUCGAUCCUUGUGCCAGGCGGAGUAUACAAAUCCCAAGGACGAAGGCCUUGAGUUGAAGGAGAACCUAAACAGAGAGGUCUAA